AUGCUGCGGCAAUGCGAGCGGCUGAUCGUGCAGCUCUCUCAGCAGGUGCUGGAGCAAGAGAAGGAUAUUCACUCCCUGCGGGCGGCACUGCACUCCAGCCAAAACCGGCGGCGUCGACACCGACAACGGGGUGGUGAUGAGAAGCGCGAACGUGCAGCGGCCGUCAGCAUGGCAGAGAGUUUCAGCGUAUCGACGGAGCGGCGCCAGCAUCACCACACACAUCACAUCACAGUGAAAGCACCCACGCAGAUGACAAUGACGCACGAAGACUCUCGACUGCGCCUCACUCUCCCAUCGUCGAUGACGCCGCAGGUGUCCCCCAUCCACUUGUCCGGGGACGCGGGCGUCGACUCCGCCACGGGGCCCUAUCCAGAAGCCGCUGUCGUGGCACCGCAUAGCCCCCAGAGCAGCGGAGCAGGAAGUGCUGUACCCUCGCCGACGCGCUCCGUCGGCAAGUCGAGCGGGGAGCACGGCAUGGCGGCGGCGCUGGCGUUUCCGUCUAUCGUAUGCGACGUUAGCAGCUUCAGCGAUAAGACCAACGUCGGCCUGACGCCCAGCGCUGCGUGUGAUCACCCUCCGUCCGGCGAGUCAGCAACUGCAGACGGGCUUUGGGCAUCGUCGCUGCUAUCAGAGCCGGAGAGGAGCAGCAGUAGCAGCUCCCUCGCCCGGCACCGUCGCAACACUGCACAGCUCACGCGGAAUGCGCAGUUCGAGACCCCGCGCGUGAAUCUCGAUAACCAGGAUGCGAUGAGCUACCUGCUGUGCAUAUUUUCCAGCGCCAAGUCGACCCGUGAGGCCGAUGGUGGUGCAACAGCGGCGAUGGCGGAGGCCGGUGAAGCGGCUCCCUGUGGAAGAGAACAUCGCGGCGGUGCAGGCGUGCGCUCGCCAAACGCACCGCUGCAGCAGCAAGGUGAGCAUGUCGCGCGGCGACUCUUUCACCUGGACCCUGUCGAUGAAAAUGAGGGUAGCGAGAGCGGCAAUGAGCACUCGAGUGGCGGCGCCGUGUCCGACUAUGACCGUCCUGCGGCGAGGCGCCCUUUUUUGCCGCCUUUGCGCGACAAGCGAGGCGACGGCGACGGGAGCGCACCACCGAAUCACAAGACGUGCGGCGCCUUCGAUGAGGACGAUGCGUUCUUGCAGGAGCGGUACGCGCGCAUUGUGGCAUGCGCGUUAGCCGCCGAGUUCGCCGCCUCCACCACACUAGUCGAAGAGGAUGAAGUAGAGCAGCAGCGAGGCUGCAAGACGGGGCCUCGCGCGCCUACGGCCGCUUGGUGCCGCACCACGUCUCGGCGCGAUCACAGCGCCAGUGCAACGGUGUCGGAGCUACUGCGACUCUUCACUUUCCAGCCCGCCACAAGACAUCAGCCGUACAGUGAUGGAAAGGGCUUGUAA
Leishmania major strain Friedlin is the source of this 1392-nucleotide messenger RNA. RefSeq lists its product as hypothetical. Bases 1 to 1392 code for a protein of 463 amino acids. Lineage: Eukaryota; Euglenozoa; Kinetoplastea; Trypanosomatida; Trypanosomatidae. The record is from RefSeq and is a predicted model, not a curated record. The transcript has a single exon.